This is a messenger RNA of Emiliania huxleyi CCMP1516, 204 nucleotides long. RefSeq lists its product as hypothetical. The record is from RefSeq and is a predicted model, not a curated record. NCBI's taxonomy places the organism in Eukaryota, Haptophyta, Isochrysidales, Noelaerhabdaceae. The transcript is spliced from 2 exons. Bases 1 to 204 code for a protein of 67 amino acids.
AUGCAGAUCACGCUGCCUGCGGGCGCGGCGGCGGGAACGCCCGUGCACGUCGCCACCUCCUCGGGCGGCGAGUUUGAGAUUGUCGUGCCGGAGGGGUGCGGGCCGGGCCAGCCACGCAAUCGGUUUGACCCCGCGCUUGGCGGCGGGGCCGUCUCGCUCGUCUCGUGCCUUAUCCGACCCUCGUGGCCGUCGGCCUUCUUCUGA